AUGCGCUCAUUGUCGAAGAAUUUGAGCGACCCAACUCCGCGAUCACCGUUGCCGCAGGUCAGUGAGCGUAAAGUUCAGCAUAUCAACGCGAAUGCCGGCAAGCAUGCCAACGUUACGAACGAGUCACCGACGCCGAAUUUUCAGUUAGCCUCUACCAGACGACGUCAGCAAAGGGACGUUACCCGGUACAAACCCGGAUAA
Molecule: messenger RNA, 201 nt
Organism: Soboliphyme baturini
Lineage: Eukaryota; Metazoa; Nematoda; Enoplea; Dioctophymatida; Soboliphymatidae
Source: the annotation of a GenBank genome assembly